Messenger RNA from Ahaetulla prasina, 6092 nucleotides. It is a transcript of the gene CHSY3, whose product is annotated as chondroitin sulfate synthase 3. Gene Ontology annotation, molecular function: glucuronosyl-N-acetylgalactosaminyl-proteoglycan 4-beta-N-acetylgalactosaminyltransferase activity. The record is from RefSeq and is a predicted model, not a curated record. The transcript has 3 exons. Gene Ontology annotation, cellular component: Golgi cisterna membrane. Bases 463 to 3105 code for a protein of 880 amino acids. NCBI's taxonomy places the organism in Eukaryota, Metazoa, Chordata, Lepidosauria, Squamata, Colubridae.
CCGCUCACUCGCUCGCUCCGCCGCUCUUGCGUGGACGAGGCAGAGGGUGGGAGGGGCGCGAAGGAACCAGCGCGGCAGCGGCGCUGGGAAGGUGCUGCCCGCGGAGCCCGAGGGCGGGCGGGCGAGCGGGCGGCCGCCUUUCUUGGACGCCGGGAAGAGGGGCGACAGCGGCGGCUGUUUCACUAAUCCCGCUGGCCGCGGAGAUAACUUCCACUCGGCGCAACAGCCUGGAGCUUCUGCCGCCGGUGGCGGCGCCUGUGCUGCGGUGGGAGGCGACCACGCCUCGCGGACUCGCAAAGGCGGUCUCGGGCUCUGGAAGCGUGACGAGAAAGAGGCGGAGGGAAAGAAGGCGGCGGCGGCGGCGGGACCCGCAGCUCGGUGGGCGUCUCCUCGCGGGACGGAACCCUCUCUCCCUCUCCUUCUCUCUUUCUCUCGCCGCCGCCCCAUCCUGUGGCUACAACCAUGGCCGCGCGGUCCCGGCGCCCCUGGCUGAGUGUCGUCCUGGGGCUGGUCUUGGGCUUCACGGUCGCCUCCUGGCUCAUCGCCCCCAAAGUGGUGGAGCUGAGCGAGAGGAAAAGGCGCGGCGGCCACGGCGGCUCCCUGAGCGGAGGCGGCGGCGGCGGCGGCGAUGGCAGCAAUAACCUCUGCGCUUUCUAUGGCCGCGUGGCUGGGCUGCCCGGAGGAAAGAGGCAGCUGCGACCCGAGGAGCCGGCGGUGACGGCUGCCGGCUUAGGGGGCGCUGGCGGAGGUAGACACAGGCGGUGGGAGAAGGAGAGGGAGCCCCGGCCGCCCCCGCCGCCGCCCGUCGCAGAUGGGCCAGUGCCGAGUCUCCCGGUUGCAACUGCGGGAAGAGACCCUCAGGAGGAGGACGAGGAGGAAGAAGGCGGCGCCGGCCGCCACGGCAGCAGCCACAACGGCAGCGGGGACUACGCGGGCACCCCGGGUUGUGCCAAAACCCGGCACUUCCUUUACGUCGGGGUGAUGACCGCCCAGAAGUACCUGGGCAGCCGAGCGCUCGCAGCGCAGCGGACCUGGGCGCGCUCCAUCUCCGGCCGGGUGGAGUUUUUCUCUAGCGAGGGAUCGGUCCCUCCUCCCGGCCUAAAAGGGGAGCAGCCCCUGCCGGUCGUGGCUUUACCCGGCGUGGACGACUCGUACCCGCCGCAGAAGAAAUCUUUCAUGAUGCUCAAGUAUAUGUACGACCACUACCUGGACACCUAUGAGUGGUUCAUGCGGGCGGACGACGACGUCUACAUCAAAGGUGAAAAAUUGGAGGAGUUCCUUCGGUCACUGAAUAGCAGCAAACCUCUUUAUUUGGGACAGACAGGACUAGGAAAUACAGAAGAACUUGGAAAAUUGGGUCUUGAACCAGGAGAGAACUUCUGCAUGGGAGGGCCUGGGAUGAUCUUCAGUCGUGAAGUUCUCAGAAGGAUGGUACCACAUAUAGGUGAAUGUCUUCAAGAGAUGUACACGACUCAUGAGGACGUGGAAGUAGGCAGAUGUGUUCGGCGAUUUGGUGGUACUCAGUGUGUCUGGUCAUAUGAGAUGCAGCAAUUGUUUCAUGAAAACUAUGAACGCAACCGGAAGGGUUACAUACAGGAUCUUCACAACAGCAAAAUUCACACUGCAAUUACACUUCAUCCAAAUAAAAGACCAGCCUAUCAGUAUAGACUUCAUAACUAUAUAUUAACCCGUAAAAUUUCAGAAUUGCGUUUCCGCACCAUCCAGCUCCAUCGAGAAAGUGCUCUCAUGAGCAAGCUCGGUAAUGACGAAAUAAGCAAAGAAGAUCAACUUCUGGGAAUGACGCCAUCUUUCAGUCGUUUCCAGCCCCGUGACAGGAAUGAAGUCAUUGAAUGGGAUUUUCUGACUGGAAAGCUCCUUUAUUCAAUAGCUGAGAACCAGCCACCUAGGCAAAACAUUAAUAACAUCCAACGAGCAGCAUUAGAUGACACUGUAAUGCAAGUAAUGGAAAUAAUCAAUGAGAACUCUAAAUCUAGAGGAAGGCUUAUUGACUUCAAUGAAAUACAGUAUGGAUACCGCAGGGUUGACCCUCUGCAUGGUGUAGAGUAUAUACUGGACUUGCUGCUUUUAUAUAAAAGGCACAAAGGAAGAAAGGUUACUGUUCCAGUUCGAAGACAUGCUUACCUUCAACAAUUAUUUAGUAAGCCUUUUUUCAGAGAGGAAGAAGAACUGGAUGUGAGAAGUGUGAUGGAAAAUGAGCAGAGUGACACACAAUCCCUCUCUUUCCUUUCUAAUUCCCUGAAGAUGUUCUCAUCAUUUAAAGACACCAAAGAAUUAAGGGGAAGCAAUAACAAGAAGAUACACAUUCUUGUCCCUCUCACAGGAAGAUACAAUAUUUUCUUGAGAUUUAUGGAGAAUUUUGAAAAGACUUGCCUUGUUACAAAGCAGAACGUGCAGCUGGCGGUUAUUCUCUUUAGCCCAGAUUCUAGUCAGGAGUCCAGUAAACAUAUAGAAUUGAUCAAUGCAUAUCGCAAUAAGUAUCCAACGGCAGACAUCACUGUUAUUCCUAUGGCAGGAGCUUUUUCAAGAGGUUUGGGUCUUGAAAUGGCUUCCUCUCAGUUUGAUAAUGAUACGCUGCUACUAUUCUGUGAUGUUGACCUAAUAUUUACUCCUGACUUUCUUCAGCGGUGUCGAGCUAACACCAUCCAAGGAGAACAAGUUUACUAUCCUAUUAUUUUCAGCCAGUAUGACCCCAAAGUAACCUAUGGAGACCACCCUCCUGUGGACAGUUAUUUUGUUUUCACUAAGAAAACAGGGUUUUGGAGAGAUUAUGGGUUUGGUAUCACUUGCAUUUAUAAAAGUGAUCUUAUAAAUGCAGGCGGAUUUGAUACCUCAAUUCAAGGUUGGGGACUUGAAGAUGUAGACCUUUUUACUAAAGUGGUAACUUCUGGCUUGAAGGCAUUUAGAAGCCAAGAAGUGGGGGUUGUGCAUGUGUUUCAUCCGGUUCAUUGUGAUCCCAGUCUAGAGUCUAAACAAUACAAGAUGUGCUUGGGGUCUAAAGCAAGUACAUUUGGCUCUGCAAUGCAACUAGCUGAAAUAUGGCUAGAAAAGCAUUUAGGUCUUAGGUAUAAUCAUACUUUCUCCUGAUAUUUUAACUGGGACUGGCUUCCUAGGAGAAGUUUACCUCAUUGCUUUUUCAUUUCAUCAUUGCAUUUUUAAACUUCUCUUUGUCUUCCAAAGGAUUUGUCUUUGACCUUUAACAAAUAUCUAUUAGGAAUAUUGGAGAUUCCUCCUGAACUGAUAUGUCUUUCUGCUCACGAUCCAUAAACUGAGUAAAAUCAUUGCAACAGAACAGUUGCAUAGAUAACAUCCAUCACUAGGACAUCAGAAGAAUAGUCUCUUUGGACUUCAGGAUGCAAUAUUGAUCUUGAUUGUGUCUGUCAAACUUAAUGUGAUACAAAUAUUUUUCAUUGAAGGUAUCACAAAAGUGCUUUAUGCUUCCUCUGGGAAAGAGACUCUGGCAAACUUGAGUUUUAUAAUUUAUAUGAGGACUGAAAUAAAAACUAUUCUUUAUAAUUUUUAAGUAAUAAAUAAGGGACUCAUCUAUUUUUUAAAAUAAGGGAAAAAUACAUUUUCCAGGUGCAAUGGUACUGGCUACCAAGACCCUUAAACAGCAUAUCAAAUUGACCUCUUCAGUACUCUGCAAAUGGACUAUUUUCUCGAGAAAACAUAGCAUAAUCAGAUAUUUGCAUAUGUUGAGAAGGUUACGAAUCAAUCACUUUCAUUUGCUGGCAAGAAGAAAUCAUGACACAAAAUGAUUAUUUAUAAUAAAGAAUAGGCAUGUGAUCUUGUGUUUUCUAAGACAAUAAUAUUUUGCUUUGUUUCUGUUUAGAUUGAACGUCUAAUAUAUACAUAGUUUUCUAAUUCCUUUCAUAAGACUGCACUUGUUACAAAGGAAAAUCAAAGGGUACUUAAUAUUGUCUUUUUAUAAUUCUGUGUUAAUAUUCAUAUUCUGAAUCAAUUGUUGUUAAACUUUAAAGAAAAUGUAAUAAUUUAACUAUGAAAGUACUAUUGCUGGUCAAAGUUCUUGCAAAUAUAUUUAUAAUAGUGAAGAUAUAUAGAAAGUGGAAUGUGUUAAGGUUUCCUUCUCUGUAAAAUCCAAAAAUUCCAGAAAAUAUAUUACGGAUAGUGAAAAAAUAUUAGGUGGUUAUGUUCUGCUAAAAUGAACACAAACCAUGACCACAUUAUCAUUCAUAUAGUGGUUUGAUCAAAUUUAUGACAUGUAACUGUAACAUUUUUUUAAAAACCUGAAACAUUCCCAAGAAAUAUAUGUUAACCCUGAUGACCAAUAUAAUGUGAUCAACUUUAAAGAACAUAGCAAGCAUCUCGAAAUAAGUAAUAUCUGGUAUUUUUAAGAAAAGGUGCUGAACAGUAUAUGUUAUAAUGGCCAUGAUAGAAUCUGAACUUAUUGCCUGAAACAUCUAAUGGAAUCCACAACCCUCAUAAUUUAAUUGGCACAUAGCAUGCUCUCUUUGGCAGUAUAUAUACUAAACUAAAUUGGAAAAGAGCAAGAGAUAGGCAUUCUGAAUAAGAUAUACUUGUAUCUUAUUCAAUUUUCUUUUACAAAUAACAAGAAUAACCAUGGCAACUAUGUUUCAGAAUCAAGAUUUUAUUAACUUAGAUUAAGUAUAGUAAGUAAUACAUAUUUAGUGAUGAACUCGAUAGGUUUAGAAAUUCAGGACAAAGCAACAUAGCCUCUUGACCAUUACACCAAAGAUUCUUCCUAGAUGUUAUUUUUCUUUUGUAUAUUCCUUUUUGACACAGCAUGUUACGCUAGUGUUUUCUCAUGACAGUGGCAAUUUUUCUCACUUUAGAUAUGACUCCCAGCAGUAUUCCAAUUCUGUGCGCCACAUUUAUACCCAAGUAUAAUUUCAUUUCACACCUAUGUUUGCAUGUACAAAUCCCACUGCUGUAUAAUAGUCCUGGUUCAAAAUUACAUACUGCAAAUUCUAACCAGAUCAAUAGCAAUUAGCAUAUUUUAUUUUUAGGAUUGGGUAUUUUACAGUACCAACUUCAGUUGUUCUCUUUCUGGCUUCAUUGCAUAUCUGCUUUGGCAAAUAAGCUACUAUUUUUAGUUAGCCUAUUACUUAAUAUUUAAUGUAUAUGUAAGAUGAAGUUUGCAUACAUUCUCAUAUUCAUAAUUAGCAAAUGGAAUUUCAAAACUAUAAUAGGAAUUUAGAGAGUCAGUUUGGUGUAAUGGUUAAAGGUGCUAGAUUAGAAGCCAGGAAACUGUGAGUCCUUCUCUUGCCUUAGGUACAAAGUCAACUGAAUGACUUUGGGUCGUCUUCUCUCUCAACCUUAGGAAUAAGACAGUGGCAAACUAUUUCCAAAAUUAUUGCCAAGAAAAUAAUGUGGUUGCCAUGAAUCCAACCUGACUCAUAAGUGAAAUAAUUUAAGUAUACAUGAGAUAUGCAAAAAAAAUAUGCUAUUUUAUCUUCACAAAUGAGGUACUAGGUUAUCUUAUAAGAUAGAGUAUAGGCAAACAGAUUUUAAGUCAAACAAAUAAUUUGGAAUGUUGAUAUUACCUGUGGCAACUCCUUAAAAUGCAUCUCAAGCACUAGGGAAAUCAGAAAGUCCAAGCAGUUCAAAUGAGUAUAAAAAUUUAUUUCAAACUUAUGUUGUCUACAAGACAGCCAAGCAAAUUGGUGGUAGAUAAAUUCAAGGAAUUCAAAGGAAUUCAAGGUAGGCUGGAUUUAGUUCUCUUGUGGGCGCAAAGGGACUCAUAAUUGAUAAAACCUUUGACCUCUCCCUCAGGCUGAUUAUCUUCUACAACCAUAUUCCCAACAAAAAUGGCUGUUUUAAAAAGUUGCAAGCAGGUGCUAUGCUUGCACCUCAGCAUACUCCAAAACAUCUUUUUGAAGAUGUCAAAUCCAGAAUGCUGCCUAGACCUAUCAGGUUAAAGAAUACUUAUUACUUUGGGACUUAGAAAGAGUAAUGAAAAUUUUUAAAAAUCUGUCUGAAUUUGUUUCAUAGUUAUAGAGUGACAUGCACAACUACUUGUGAAAACCAAAACCUUGUCCCCCAAAAUGUGUAUUCUUACUAUAUUGUCAUAUUGUAAUUUCCUUUUCUAGAUA